This is a messenger RNA of Geosmithia morbida, 1200 nucleotides long. RefSeq lists its product as uncharacterized. The record is from RefSeq and is a predicted model, not a curated record. The transcript is spliced from 2 exons. Gene Ontology annotation, molecular function: calmodulin binding; ATP binding; calcium/calmodulin-dependent protein kinase activity. The coding region runs from base 1 to 1200 and encodes 399 amino acids. Lineage: Eukaryota; Fungi; Ascomycota; Sordariomycetes; Hypocreales; Bionectriaceae. Gene Ontology annotation, biological process: cellular response to oxidative stress; protein phosphorylation.
AUGGACCGACAACCACAGAUUCAACCUUGCCGGUACAAGGUUGGCAAGACCCUCGGUGCCGGGUCGUACUCUGUCGUCAAGGAGUGCGUACACAUCGACACCGGGCGGUACUAUGCCGCCAAGGUGAUAAACAAGAGGCUCAUGACAGGAAGAGAACACAUGGUCCGCAAUGAAAUCGCCGUCCUCAAAAAGGUAUCGAUGGGCCACCAAAACAUCCUGACGCUAGUCGACUACUUCGAGACGAUGAACAACCUAUACCUGGUGACGGACCUGGCUCUCGGAGGCGAGCUGUUCGACCGCAUCUGCCGCAAGGGGUCGUACUACGAGUCGGACGCGGCGGACCUGAUCCGCGCCACGCUGUCGGCGGUGACGUACCUCCACGACCACGGCAUCGUGCACCGCGACCUGAAGCCGGAGAACCUCCUGUUCCGCACGCCGGAGGACAAUGCUGAGCUCCUGAUCGCCGACUUCGGUCUCUCGCGCAUCAUGGAUGAGGAGCAGUUCCACGUGCUGACGACGACGUGCGGCACCCCGGGCUACAUGGCACCCGAGAUCUUCAAGAAGACGGGUCACGGCAAGCCCGUCGACCUCUGGGCCCUCGGCGUCAUCACCUACUUCCUCCUGUGCGGCUACACGCCCUUUGAUCGCGACUCCGACUUUGAGGAGAUGCAGGCCAUCCUCAACGCCGACUACUCCUUCACCCCGGUCGAGUACUGGAGGGGCGUCUCCCGACACGCCCGAGACUUCAUCCGCCUCUGCCUCACCGUCGACCCGUCCGCCCGCAUCACCGCCCACGACGCCCUCCAGCACCCCUUCGUCGCCGCCCAGAUGCCCUCGUCCGACACCCAGGGCGCCCAGAACCUGCUGCCGACCAUCAAGAAGAACUUCAAUGCCAGGCGCACCCUCCACACCGCCAUCGACACCGUCAGGGCCAUCAACAAGCUCCGCGAGGCUCAGAACAUCUUCAUGGACGGCGCACAGUCCAACGAGCCUGCCAGGGGUGGCCCCGCCGGUCCCGACGCUGCCGGACGCAAAGACGACAGUGCCAUCUCCGUGUCUACGCCAGACUUGGAAAACGUCCGUCCUGUCCCCGAGGAUGUCGCCAUGGCUGACGAUUCCGUUCCUCCUUCCCUUCUUCCUGGAAACUCUGCCAACCAUGUCGUCGAGACGAGCCAGGGUCUGUGGACGGGUGCUAGGUAG